Messenger RNA from Alternaria triticimaculans, 2127 nucleotides. RefSeq lists its product as uncharacterized. Bases 1 to 2127 code for a protein of 708 amino acids. The record is from RefSeq and is a predicted model, not a curated record. Lineage: Eukaryota; Fungi; Ascomycota; Dothideomycetes; Pleosporales; Pleosporaceae. The transcript is spliced from 3 exons.
AUGUCGGCGCCAGAAACAACCAUCCCGGAUCGCGCAUUGCACGAUGCAAUCAUUGUCGCUCUUUCGCUUGACGCUCAGUCUGAGAAGGAAGAAGCCCUAACUGCAGCGCUCAAAAGCUGGAAAAGCGAUGACGACGAAACUCGCUCUCCUCACCUGCUCGUUCACGUCCUUCAAAACAUGUACGAGCUCCCAGAGCUGCCCACAGCCCUCAAAAACCAAGAUGCUUCCGACUAUGAUACGCUAAAAAAGGUCUGCAAAGAGCUCAAAUUCACACUACUAUUCGCGUCCGUGAAGAAAUUGCUCGGCUGCAAUCUCUACGUGGAAAACCGCCAUUAUCGGAGGUGGGAGAAAAGCCGUCCUAAGAUCGAUCCGAAAGAUGACACCUGUACCAUCACCGUCGACCAGCUAAAGCUGAUGCAAGUCGUCGACUUGAAAGGAAAGCCGCGUGAAUUACGACUACCCGUGCGAGAUACUGAAGUUACCCAGAAGGAGGCCUUCACACAUGAGACUGCUAAGAUUGAGAUUGAGGACGGUGGCGACGAGAUGGAAGGUGCGAGUGAGGCUUCGCUAUUCCACCACCCCGAAGGUAAGGGAAUUGAAGCUGCUCUCUUCAUGGUCCCUGGAUUCGAAUAUGCGAAAGCAGAGCCCAUCGUCAAGUUGCUCAAUGAAGCUACGGAGAAAGUGCGAGCACCCGACGCAGGCCCGGCUAGUCUUCCGGAACUACAGAGGCUCUGCAAGCUUUUGCUCGAAUACCACGAUCCAGGCCAUUACCGCAAAGAGCGACAAGUCUUCAUGUGCGCCAGGUUUCCCCUGAUACCCGGGGAGGUGUUGGAUCAGCUGACCGCUGUGUGCAUCGAGCUUGGCUCCGCGGAUCUGUGGCAGAAGGCUAUGGAACAGCUCAGUGCCUCUUUCCAACGCCAAGUACGCGCCGAUCUGACUAUCGGUGCGAUAGGUCGCUUGGUGUACAAGACAAAAGAUGCCGAGCAUCUGAAGAAGGCAGAUGGGCUCGUAAAGUCCCAGAAUGGUAUCAAAAAGAAGAUGGAGAUGUGUGAUAGCGUCCAGGCAGCAUACGACCGAGCUCGCGACGCAGAAGAUAAGAGUGCUCAGUCAAUCAUACCAGCCGCCAUGGCCACCUGGCGAGCCUCCAUCAUCCGCGAGACAGUACCUGGUAGUAGAUUUAUCAGCCUCAGAGAUUGCCUACCACUGCUUGAAAACGGCCGCGAGCUCGAAGACGCAUUCAUCCACGAUACACUUUGCUCCAUGGCCAAGUGCGCUGGUAUCGACGUCAUCGAGGCCUUUCUCAAAGAUGUGGCCAAGCUCAACGGCAAGGUCCCAGACGCCGAUAUCCAACGUUACUGCAACAUUGUCCUUGGUUCGAGCGCCUCAACUCUCGAGAAUGUCAGUUGGUAUCAUUUGAGAUCCAUGCGAAAGAUACUACAGCAUCACCUGUCGGUGGCUGAGCCUGCGAUCCGCGAGUACUGUCUCAAGAAGCUGGGUGCGCCAACGAAAAAGCCAGAGGUUCGGAAAGGGAAGGUUCACGACGAUGAGGUUGGAGACUUCGUUCUAAUAUCACAGACGUUUGGAGAGGAAGUCUUAUCGCUCCUUCUCCCACACCUGGGCGGAUUCUUAAACGAUGUCCCCUGGCUAGUCCAACUGCUCAUCCAAGUCAAAGACUCGGAGGAGUGGGCUUCAGAAACCUUCCUUCCACAAUUCUGCACCACCGUCCUCGAACCCGCCGUCGAGCGAGCGAAACUGGUAGUCUCUAGACCAGACAUACCCGUCGGCGAAAUGAUCCGCGAUUCUUUCCCAUUCCGCAAAAACAUAGCGCCAGUUCGCGGCACCAAUGAGGGAGACCGCGGUGUCACGAUGGAGGAGUUGAAGCUGCUGAUCCCGCUCCUCAAACACCUAACCCUGGACCAUGUUGUGGAUCGGCUGGCGCAGAGGAUGCUGAUGGACUUUGUUGACCUUGAUUUCGAAAGCUUUCGCGAUGUGCUCGGCGAGGAGAAGACGGAUGAAAUGAUUGAGAAGAAGAGGGCGAUUGAAGAGGCGAAGGAGGCGAAGAAACGGAAGGCUGCUGAUGAUGGUGGAAGGGGAAAGAAGAAGAAGGGAAGAGGAGGUCGGCGAUGA